AUGAAGACACCUGAGACUGCUAGUGCGAUUAAAUUUCCUAGAGUUAUCGAUUUCACAAACAUGAAUGCCUAUUUUACUAAAAAUACACCCCUCGACGUGAAUCAAUACAGCACUAAUACCGAUGAUAAAGUCUCAAAUGCGAAUAAUAAUUUUAACAACGAUUUUGAUAAAAAUGCCAAAACCCUUCCGCACCUAAAGUAUAACGACUUUAACCUUAAUAGCGAAGCCCAGAAGAACGAGAAGGACGUAGCGAAACUUAAUUAUUUAGCAAAUCAAGAAUUUUCUCAAAAUUAUUUUAAUAAUAAAAAUAAGCUCAAAGGAAAGUACAGUUUUAAUAACGAUAAAUUAAGAAAACCUUGGGAUUACAGCAAUAAAUACGAAAAUGGUAAAAAGUCCCCUAUACGCUAUGAAUACACUACAAAUCAUACAGCCUUAGGUUCGAAGUAUGGGAAUCCUUACAAACGUCCUUUUAACAGCAACAUCGAUGAAAUAUCUCCUGCCAGCAGCAAUCUCGAUUUUUAUAAUUAUCAACACCCUAGUACGGAAUUGGGCAACAUUAAAAAUAGCCCCUUUUUAAAAUCGCCCUUUGAUGACAGUGACAGCAAUGAUUUAAGUAUCUUGUCUGAGAAAUUUAAACCUGUAAACGAUUAUGAGAGUAGUUUGAAAACCUUUUACACCACACCCCUCACGAUAACAUCACAUUGGGGUAAUUCAUUUAAAACGAAUGAGUUUCCUUCACAUAAAACUAAUUUUCGAAAACCAGUAUUUCAAGAAGACCACGAUGAUAUCGUACACAUUCCUAAAAGACCUUCGAGUGGUAAAUAUGGAACGCACUUUGAAAUCAGUUCCCUCGGGGACUGGGCCCACAAGUUUAAACCAUACGGCUACAAAAAUCAAUACGAAUGGCCUAAAGAAAGCAACAGGUACACAUCGGAAGAAGAUCUGUUAGACCUAAGAAAUCAUGAUUUGGCACAUUCCUCUCACCCACCCUUCAGACCAGGAUACAACGAUAGGCCCGAAGAGUUUGACUAUAAAAAACUAGUCGACAAAUGGAAACAAAGUUACUUGAAAUCAAAAUACAAAGAUUCCAUCCGUGAAUAUGAGACCUACGCAUCAGAAACGAAACCCAUCCACGUUCCAGUGCCAAAGCCGUACCCUAUAGAAGUACCUCAUCCAGUGAUAGUGCCAGUUCCUCAACCUUAUCCGGUUCACGUCCCGGUACCGAAACCUGUAGCGAUACCGGUUAUUCGGGAGAUAACCGUGCCGAUUGAGAAGCCAGUGCCUUACCCGGUCUACAAAAAGGUUCCAUAUCCGGUAGAAAAGCCGGUGCCUGUACCUGUUGAAAAACAGGUACAUGUACCAAUAAUGAAACCGUACCCCGUCGCCGUGCCACAAGUCAGGCCUCUGUUUCAUCACACGCGGCCUCAUGAUGAACGAGAACCUGACUUGGAAGACGAUGAAGAGUAUCAGUCUCGGCCGGAGAGCACCAAGAGAAUACCGAAUUUGAAGCGGCCAAAAAAUAAAAGACAGCCACCACGUAGGCCUUCACGUAUGACGUACCAUGAUCGGGAUAGACGGCGGGGACCACAACGCCGACCACCUUCCUGGGACCAGAGAUACAGACACACGUAUAGUGAACGUCGUCCGUACAGACAUCAGGAUGAAUACGAAGAAUAUGAACCAGAUUACGUAUAUUGCAAACGAACUGGAAAUUGUUAAGAGAAUUUAUUUGUUAGGGAAAAAUAAAUUGGGGUGAGUGAAAAACCUUUUCCCUGAUAGUCAAUAGGUCAAGAUUGGCUCGAGAAAUCUAUUGAGUAUUUCGUGAUUAAGACUGCCCUACCCGCAGACCAAUAUUAUUUUCUAAACUCGAAGGCAACAGUGGAAACAGGCAGCACUUACCCCAAAAUAAAAUUAAGGUUUUCUAUCCAAUUGCAUUUUCCUUAGGUGACCUUUGUUUACUUUUACAUAAUAAGCCUAAGCCGUUGUGAUUUUAAGUAAGAACUUCGUUGUAUCGGUAUGCCGUAUGUGCCAAAGUUUCUUUAAGUCUGUUUCGAUUUAACCAUCAAAUGUUUACGUUGUUUUAGGGUUAAGUUGCGUGUAUAAAGUAAUCUAGAAAUGUUUUAUUAUUAGUUAAUUAUAUAUUAUAAUUAAAUGACGUCGCUUUUAAUUUUUGUCAAAACAGUUUUUUUAUCUGUGUUUCAUUUAUCAGAGAGGUUUAUUGUAGCGAACAAUUUAACACAUUUGUAACUUUAUGUUAUAUUCCUUCCUUGAUUAACGGGAUGAAACGUAAAAAAGAUAUUUUACGUUCCGAUCAAUAAUGGUCAAAGUUGGACUACUUGAGGUGAAUAUCUUUGAUUUUGUUCAAUUAGUUUCUUACAUUUCGUUAAUAAUUAUUAAAUGCUCAUGAAUGAAUGAGAAUGGUAUGAGAUUUAAGAGGUAUAUAGAAUGUAUAGAGAUACCCUUCCAUAUUUAAUCAAUAUUACACCUCAUUAAAAGGUACAUUGCACCUGGGACUUAAACAUCUCGAAUGCUUGCAACGAAGGUCAUUGACAAUGCAUCUAGUGUUAUUAACACGUUAUCGGGGGAUGAAGUUUCGGUCUCGCAUGGAUGCGCGCUUUUACCAACGCUCUGCUGGACAUGGCUCUCAUUCCGUGUUAAUUCUCGAGAAUUUAGUUCCUAACGAUGCUCGUAAUGUAAAUUGGAAAAUCAAUGUUGUGUUUAAGCAAGUACGUAUUUUGCUUAAACACAACAUAUAUAUAUUGUCUUUAGGCGUGUUGUGGCUGUGGUCAUUAAUUUUCCAACCUUCAUUACAAGUCCCAGGUUAGGUCCCACCUAUUAAUGAGGUGUAAUAAUCAUAUGUAAAACGUUAGGCCACUUUUAACGAAUUCGGCAAAUGUUAUUUUCCGGAGUAUCAGAUGGAAGGAAACUAUACGUUUGUAUAGUAGAGAAGCUAAGAAGCAGAAUAUUAAU
Pieris brassicae (large cabbage white) is the source of this 2970-nucleotide messenger RNA. RefSeq lists its product as uncharacterized. Bases 1 to 1719 code for a protein of 572 amino acids. The transcript is spliced from 4 exons. The record is from RefSeq and is a predicted model, not a curated record. NCBI's taxonomy places the organism in Eukaryota, Metazoa, Arthropoda, Insecta, Lepidoptera, Pieridae.